CAAAAUAUGAAACUCACCUCGCUAUCAAUAGUCGUACUCACCGAGGGCUGGAAAGCUUCCAUAGGCAAAAAUUUCCUCAUCUUUAAUUAAAUAAUAAAGAAACCAACUUUUAUACACACAGUUCGUUAAAUAGUUCAAUCUUCAGAUUCCGCACUUGUUGUUUCUCUCCAGUUUCUACACUGUCCUCCACUCACUACCAUUCUCCCAAUAAAAUCUAGGUUUUUCAUUUUCCCUGAUUCAAUCUAUUCUCAUCAUUGAUCGUGAUAAGGAUACUCUACAUCGCAUUGUCUGAAAUACGCAUGGGGGUUUUCUUGUAAUCUUUCAUCAUAUAGCUGGAGCAAAGCCUUUAGCUGAAGGUUUUACACCAAAAUGUCAAGGGGAAGAGCGGAUGGUUCACAGAAGAAGAAUUUGGUUGCUGCUGUAUGUGUUCUGAUCUUUCUUGGUUUCCUGUUUGUUUAUUAUGAUGGGUCAUUCUUUGGUUCUCAAGUGCAACAAAGUGCAUCAUCUUUGAGGAAGCUUGGGUCAACAUAUUUGGGUGGUGAGGAAGAUGCUGAUCUUACCAGCAAGUCGGAUGAACCUUCCGUUAAGUUUGGGCAGGAAGAUGAGAAUGAUAUAACGCCGAAAAGUUUCCCCGUUUGCGAUGAUCGUCAUUCAGAGAUAAUUCCCUGUCUAGAUAGGAACUUUAUAUAUCAGAGUAGGCUGAAGCUGGAUUUAUCUUUGAUGGAGCACUAUGAGAGGCAUUGCCCUCAGCCUGAAAGGCGCUUCAAUUGCUUGAUUCCUCCACCACCAGGCUACAAGGUCCCCAUCAAGUGGCCAAGAAGUAGAGAUGAAGUAUGGAAGCCAAACAUACCUCAUACUCACCUUGCAAGUGAGAAGUCUGACCAGAACUGGAUGGUUGUCAAAGGGGAAAAGAUUUCAUUUCCCGGUGGAGGCACACAUUUUCACUAUGGUGCUGAUAAGUAUAUUGCUUCGCUCGCCAAUAUGCUCAACUUUUCUGACAAUAAUUUAAACAACGAUGGAAACGUCCGAACUGUUCUUGAUGUGGGUUGUGGUGUUGCAAGUUUUGGAGCAUAUCUCCUCUCCUCCAACAUCAUAGCAAUGUCUGUAGCACCAAAUGACGUUCAUCAGAACCAGAUCCAAUUUGCUCUUGAGAGAGGAAUUCCUGCAUAUCUUGGUGUUUUAGGGACUAUGAGACUCCCUUACCCUAGCAGAUCCUUCGAGCUCGCUCAUUGUUCUCGUUGUAGAAUUGAUUGGCUACAAAGGGAUGGAAUACUUCUUCUUGAGCUAGAUAGGUUGCUCAGACCAGGAGGUUAUUUUGCCUACUCUUCUCCAGAGGCAUACGCACAGGAUGAAGAGGAUCUUAGAAUUUGGAAAGAAAUGAGUGCCCUUGUAGAACGGAUGUGUUGGAGGAUUGCUUCCAAAAGAAACCAAACUGUAAUCUGGCAAAAACCUCUGACAAAUGAUUGUUACUUGGAAAGAGAGCCAGGGACUCAACCUCCCCUCUGCAGAUCUGAUGACGAUCCAGAUGCAGUUUAUGGUGUCAAGAUGGAAGCUUGCAUCACACCUUACUCUGAACAGGUUCACAGAACUAAAGGGAGUGGGUUGGCUGCAUGGCCAUCUCGUGCGACUGCACCUCCUCCCCGUCUUGCUGAUUUCGGAUAUUCUAAAGAGAUGUUUGCAAAAGACACGGAAUUAUGGCAACAAAGAGUUGAGAGUUAUUGGAAUCUUUUGAGUCCAAAGAUUAAGCCUAAUACGAUAAGGAACAUAAUGGACAUGAAAGCAAACUUGGGAUCAUUUGCAGCAGCUUUAAAGGACAAAGAUGUCUGGGUGAUGAAUGUUGUGUCUGAAGAUGGACCGAACACUCUAAAGCUAAUUUACGACAGGGGUCUGAUAGGCUCUGUGCAUAACUGGUGUGAAGCCUAUUCGACCUACCCCAGGACCUACGAUCUCCUUCAUGCCUGGAAUGUCUUUUCUGACAUAGAGAAGAAAGGAUGCAGUGGGGAAGAUCUUCUGCUUGAGAUGGACAGGAUGCUCAGACCUACUGGGUUUGUUAUUAUCCGGGACAAGAAACCAAUUGUUGAAUACAUUAAGAAGUAUCUAUCAGCAUUGCACUGGGAUGCAAUUGCAACUGGUGAAGGUGAUUCAGAGCAGGAUGAAGAUGAGGCCGUCCUUAUCAUUCGAAAGAAAAUUUGGUUAACAAGUGGGAGCCUCAAGGAUUCAGAGUAGUUCUUACUUUUGUUAUGAUUCUUAGAGCCGUCUUAUGGACUAGGCCAGCUAGGCUGUGAGCCUCAAUAGUGGGGGCCCAAAAAUUUUAAUAUUUCUUAGAACUUUUUUUCUUCCUUUUUUUUGUUAUAGUUACCAUAUAGGCAGUGCUCUGACAUAGUGUCUGCCACUGUUUUUGUUGAUAAUCGUACUUUUUGGCAGUCAUUGAAGGCCGUUUGCUUUGUAACCACCAAGUAAUAUUUUCCAAUUCUAUUUAUCCAUUACUUUUGUAAACUUUUAUGUAAGAACAUUAAAAUUUCCUAUAUCAGGCAAAUCUUCCCCUUUCCAGUAAA
This is a messenger RNA of Papaver somniferum (opium poppy), 2555 nucleotides long. Its product is annotated as probable methyltransferase PMT8. Gene Ontology annotation, molecular function: methyltransferase activity. Gene Ontology annotation, cellular component: cytoplasm; trans-Golgi network; endosome. Lineage: Eukaryota; Viridiplantae; Streptophyta; Magnoliopsida; Ranunculales; Papaveraceae. The transcript is spliced from 8 exons. The record is from RefSeq and is a predicted model, not a curated record. The coding region runs from base 370 to 2226 and encodes 618 amino acids.